Molecule: messenger RNA, 5330 nt
Organism: Acomys russatus (golden spiny mouse)
Lineage: Eukaryota; Metazoa; Chordata; Mammalia; Rodentia; Muridae
Gene: Trpm6
Product: transient receptor potential cation channel subfamily M member 6
Exons: 27
Coding region: 236-5080 (1614 amino acids)
Biological process (GO): monoatomic cation transmembrane transport; protein tetramerization
Cellular component (GO): apical plasma membrane
Molecular function (GO): monoatomic cation channel activity
Source: RefSeq, a predicted model, not a curated record
GUUUUGGCAACCGCGUGGACCCUCCCGAAGGGCAGGACCCGUAGCCUUUCCUCCAGGAGUUGGGACCGGGCCAGAGCUGGGUCCUGGCCGAGCGGAAACCGAGCCCCGGGUCGGGGUGACGGGGCGCGUGUGUGAGCCUGGGUCUCCGGAAUCGGAGUCCUGGAGGAAUCGAGUACCGAGAGGCGUCUGGGUCCCGGAGGAAUCCGCUGCCGCUUGGGUUCCUGUGGCGGUGAGAAUGAAGGUCAAGAAAUCCUGGAUUGAAGGAGUAUUUUACAAGAGAGAAUGUAACAAAUUCAUACCUAGCUCAAAAGACCCUCACAGAUGCACUCCAGGCUGCCAAGUCUGCCAGAACUUGGUCAGGUGUUACUGUGGCCGGCUGAUUCACGAACAUCACGGGCUAGAUUAUGCCUGGAGCCUCUCCGCUGUUGAAGGCAACGGAAACGAACAGUGGUCUGUUGAGAAGCACACAGUGAAAAGCCCUACGGACACCUUUGGCACCAUUAACUUCCAAGAUGGAGAACAUAUCUACCACUCCAAGUACAUUAGAACUUCUUGUGAUACAAAAUCGGAUCACCUGUUGCAUUUAAUGGUGAAGGAGUGGAACAUGGAGCUGCCCAAGCUUGUGAUCUCUGUCUAUGGGGGUCUCCAGAACUUCAAGAUGUCCUCUAAGAUCAAAGAGACCUUUAGCCAGGGUCUGGUCAAGGCUGCAGAGACCACAGGAGCAUGGAUCAUUACAGAAGGCAUAAACACAGGAGUGUCCAAGCAUGUUGGGGAUGCCCUAAAAGCCCACUCUUCUAUGUCUCUGAGGAAAAUCUGUACAGUUGGAAUCCCUCCUUGGGGUGUCAUUGAGAACCAGAGAGAACUGGUUGGAAAAGACGUGGUGUGCAUGUACCAGACUCUGAGUAACCCACUCAGCAAGCUCACCACACUCAACUGUAUGCAUUCUCACUUCAUCCUGUGUGACGAUGGGACUGUGGGCAAGUACGGAAACGAAAUGAAGCUCAGGCGGGACCUGGAGAAACAUCUCUCAAUGCAGAAGAUACACAGCUGCUCGAGACAAGGUGUGCCUGUGGUGGGGCUGGUGGUGGAAGGAGGCCCCAAUGUCAUCCUCUUGGUAUGGGAGACGGUGAAGAACAAAGAAGCUGUGGUGGUGUGUGAGGGCACAGGCAGAGCUGCGGACCUCUUGGCCUUCACUUACAAACAUUUGGAGGAUGGGGGGAUUCUGCGCCCUCAGGUGAAAGAAGAGAUCUUCUGUUUGAUUCAGAACAUGUUCAACUUUAGCAUUAGACAGUCUAAGCACCUUUUUGAGAUUCUAAUGGAGUGCAUGGCACACAAAGACUCUAUUACCAUAUUUGAUGCUGAUUCCGAGGAGCACCAAGACCUUGAUCUGGCAAUCCUCACAGCUUUGCUGAAGGGUACAAGCUUAUCAAUAUCAGAACAAUUAAAUCUGGCAAUAGCUUGGGACAGAAUGGACAUUGCCAAGAAACACAUCCUAAUUUAUGGACAACAUUGGAAGCCUGGUGCUCUAGAACAAGCAAUGCUAGAUGCCUUAGUAAUGGAUCGGGUGGAUUUUGUGAAACUCUUGAUAGAAAAUGGAGUGAACCUCCACCGUUUCCUCACCAUCCCCCGCCUGGAAGAUCUCUACAACACAAAACAAGGACCAACUAAUAUGUUUUUGCGUCAUCUUGUCCAAGAUGUAAAGCAGCAUACUCUUCUCUCCAGCUACAGAAUAACACUCAUUGACAUUGGGCUGGUCAUAGAGUACCUCAUUGGUGGAGCAUAUAGAAGCAGCUAUACAAGGAAAAGCUUCAGGGUUCUCUACAACAACCUCUACAGAAAACACAAGAGUGUGAGUGGCUUUGCCCAGAGCCUUUCCCAGCAUCCUCUUCAUCUGAGACAUUCCGUGGGAAAUAGAAAGGAAUCUUCGGAAAGCACACUGCAUUCCCAGUUCUUUAGGACUGCCCAGCCCUACAAAUCCAAGGACAAGCCUGAAGACUCUCAUAAAUCAAAGAAGAAGCUCAAGGAAAGACACAGCCUAUCAGAGGAUCCCGAGGCUGCUGGCUUCGUCUAUCCGUACAAUGAUCUGCUGGUGUGGGCUGUGCUGAUGAAGAGGCAGAAGAUGGCCAUGUUCUUCUGGCAGCAUGGCGAGGAGGCCACGGUCAAGGCGGUCAUUGCUAGCAUUCUGUACAGAGCCAUGGCCCGGGAAGCUAAGGAGAGCAACAUGGUGGACGAUACUUCGGAAGAGUUGAAAAAUUACUCCAAGCAAUUUGGCCAGCUCGCCCUGGAUGUGUUGGAGAAAGCCUUCAAGCAGAACGAGCCGAUGGCCAUGAAGCUGUUGACCUAUCAACUCAAGAACUGGAGCAAUUCCACCUGCUUGAAGCUGGCCGUGUCUGGAGGACUGCGGCCUUUUGUGUCACAUUCCUGUACCCAAAUGUUGCUGACAGACAUGUGGAUGGGGCGUCUGAAAAUGAGGAAAAACUCCUGGCUGAAGAUAAUCAUCAGUAUCCUUUUACCACCCAUGAUUUUGACAUUGGAAUUUAAAAGCAAAGCAGAGAUGUCCCAUGUACCACAAUCCCAGGAUUUCCAGUUCACGUGGAAUUACAGUGAUCAGAGCCCGAGCAGUACCAAGGAGAGCGCUUGUGCGAAAGACUAUGAUUUGGAAAGAGGCCCUGAUGAGAAAAUGGAUGAACAUGUGCACUUAGACUUAAGAACUGGGCCCCAGAGUCUUCCCUGGACGAGGAAAGUCUACGAAUUCUACAGCGCUCCCUUUGUCAAGUUUUGGUUUUACACGAUGGCUUAUUUGGCAUUCCUCAUGCUGUUCACUUACACAGUGUUGGUGGAGAUGCAGCCCCAACCCAGCGUGGAAGAGUGGCUUGUCAUCUUUUACAUCUUCACCAAUGCCCUUGAGAAGGUCAGGGAGAUCUGCAUUUCAGAACCAAGCAAGUUUACUCAAAAGGUGAAGAUGUGGCUGAGUGAAUACUGGAACCUAAUGGAGACUGUGGCUAUUGGCCUAUUUUCCAUUGGUUUUGGCCUACGGUGGGGACACCCACCUUUGCACACCAUAGGAAGACUCAUUUAUUGCAUAGACAUCAUAUUCUGGUUCUCUCGGCUCAUGGACUUCUUUGCUGUGAAUCAACAUGCAGGGCCGUACGUGACCAUGAUUGCAAAAAUGGCAGCAAACAUGUUCUACAUUGUGAUCAUCAUGGCUAUUGUCCUGCUGAGCUUCGGCGUGGCGCGCAAAGCCAUCCUCUCACCAAAGGAGCCCCCUUCAUGGCGCCUGGCGCGGGACAUUGUGUUCGAGCCGUAUUGGAUGAUGUACGGAGAGGUCUACGCUUCCGAGAUAGAUGUUUGUGCAAGUGAAGCGCCUUGCCCUCCGGGUUCCUUCCUGACUCCGUUCCUGCAGGCUGUCUACCUCUUCGUGCAAUACAUCAUCAUGGUGAAUCUGUUGAUUGCCUGCUUCAACAACAUUUACUUAGAUAUAAAAUCCAUCUCGAAUAAGCUCUGGAAAUACAACCGCUAUCGCUACAUCAUGACCUACCACCAGAAGCCCUGGCUGCCCCCGCCCUUCAUCCUGCUGAAUCACAUGUGCCUGUUCCUCCGAGGGCUGUGCUGCCGCCCAGCACCACAUGACCACGAGGAAGGUGAUGGAGGGCUAAAGCUCUACCUCACAAAGGAUGACCUGAAAAAGCUUCAUGAUUUUGAGGAGCAGUGUGUAGAAAAAUAUUUCCAUGAGAAGGCGGAAGGUCUGAAUCGUAGUUUUGAGGAACAAAUCAGAGUGACAUCGGAAAGGGUUUCAGAGAUGUUCUUCCAACUGAAAGAAAUGAAUGAAAAAGUGUCUUUUAUAAAGGACUCUCUACUAUCCUUGGACAGCCAGGUGGGACACCUACAGGACCUCUCUGCCUUGACUGUUGACACCCUAAAGGUCCUUUCUGCUGUUGACACCUUGCAAGAAGAUGAGAUUUUUUUGGCCAGCCGAAAGCACUCUACUUGUAGAAAACGUCCCCACAGCUGGACCAAUUUCAUCUGUGCAGAUGUUCUAAGCAGCACGGGGCGGUGUGGAGAGAAGGAAUUUCAGUACUAUAGCAUGCCCCCUUCUUUGCUUCGGAGUCUUGCUAGAAGCCAGCUUCCCUCAAGAGUGCACAGAGGUGCUCUCGUAGAGGUGACACACAGCAAGAGAGAGGCGUCAUGUGUAAGAGAAGACCAAGAGGAACAAGAAAUGGGAUCGAGGACAGUUGCAUCUGGGGCAUCCCAUGUCAGACAGGCACACUCUAAGUAUGGCCAGUUUCUCCUGGUCCCAUCUUCUGGAAAGCAAGUUCCUUUGUCUUUACGAAACCCCUUACCUCUUUUCAGAUCACCUGAGGAGGCAGACAUAGAUGAUCUGACACUGGAACAUAUACACCACAGUGAUAUCACCAUCCAUCUGCCUGGGCCGACCCCUGCGGCCGCCCACCAGGCACUGGUAACAGAACAACAUGAGGCAGUCACGCAGGUGUCAGACGAACCUGACAAGAGAGAACAAGAUCCAGUCACGGUCACUGGCAUACCAGCUCCUGUGACAAUGACCUCUCUUCCUUCCCGAGCCAUCAGCGUGCAAGAGGAAGGUGGAUAUGUGAACUGGGCAUUUUCAGAAAGUGACGAAACAAGUGUGUUUAGUUUAGAAAAAAAGUGGAAAACUUGCUUGCCCUCCACUUGUAGCAGUGACUCUGUUCCAGGUGGGGACUGCUCUCUGCAGACUGGAGGCAGGUCUGAACUGGACAGCUCAAGAAGACUGGCCCAGGGUAGUGAGUGCUCUGUGGUGUCAGCACCAUGGACCCAGACAAGAAGAACCUUUUGGGUCAAUCCUCUCUGCAGAGACAAACCUCUCAUUAAAAGUCAUAGCUUUAGAUUCCACAAGGAGGAGAAACUGAAGAAGAGCUGGAAGAACAGCAGCCAUUCAAAAUCCUCAGAGACAAGUUCAACAUGGAUCAGAGCAAAACUGCUAAGCAAGAACAGGAGCCUGUCAAAGAAAAGGACGAAGACCCAGGGACUCCGGGUGCCCGUAAGUAUUCCCUCUUUUGUACUUUCAGGUUUGAGCAGCUGAGUCAGCAGCCUUUCCCCUGGUUCCUUUUGAGUACACCCAAGAACAUUGUUCCAGGAAGAGCGAAGACACACAUUUUGACUUGUUUAUCUGUUCAUAACCUGAAAACCAUUAGGGUUGUUUCCAGAUAGGGCUAGUCCAAGAAAACCUGAGUGAGCAUUUGUGAACAAGUCUUUCUAGGGACAUUUGUUAUCAUUUCCCUUUGGCGAGUACUUGGAAGAGGUUGAGGAGUGCCAGCGUCCUGUGGUAUGUA